Oryzias melastigma (Indian medaka) is the source of this 2799-nucleotide messenger RNA. It is a transcript of the gene il17rel, whose product is annotated as interleukin 17 receptor E-like. The transcript has 18 exons. The coding region runs from base 1152 to 2753 and encodes 533 amino acids. Gene Ontology annotation, molecular function: interleukin-17 receptor activity. The record is from RefSeq and is a predicted model, not a curated record. Lineage: Eukaryota; Metazoa; Chordata; Actinopteri; Beloniformes; Adrianichthyidae.
GGCUCUCUGGGGAGGAGGGGUGGGGGGCAGCUUUUCCUGUAAGCCAUCCUCCAAGGCUUUUCCCUGAAACCAAGCAGUAGAAUCGGUUUGGAAAAGAGUGACAGCUCUUAACGAAGGGCCACCCCCCCAAGGAACCAGCAGAGCAUGCCCAGUGAAACAGGACGUCUUCACCUCCUGAUGAUCCUGAAUCACCAGUUUAGCAAUUUAGUUUUGUUUACCAGGACAUGAGUGGGGUGCUCACAUUCAACUUCAUAGCUUUCGGCUUCACUCAUCAGCGACUUCAUUGUGUUCUCAUGUCUCUGGAAUGACUUAAUUUGUUUUUUUUUUCUGCCUAUGUGUCUUUGAACAGAAGUAAUCAGUUGUAGCGGUUGGUGUUUAUCAGUAUCUGUGGCGUUGUUGCACAAUGUGGCCAUUAGCUGAUGCUCUGCUUCUUACUGUAAACGAGCAGGUAUAGCUAUAGUUUUGACCUAUAUAGAGCUAAGUAAUUACCAGCUUAGGGGAAGUUUUAUCUUGAUAGGAAAAACAAGGAAAUCGAAAGUCAAAAAUGUGUUCUUUCACAAUAAAGUAACUUUUUCUUUUUUUAUGAAGGUGAAAGUUGAUAUUUUACCAACAGUGACAUAUAGCUCAUCUGUUUGUGUUUCAUUUCAGUACUUUGUUCUGUAGUAAACAAAGCCAAGAGGAAGUAUAUACCAUCUCUAAAUGUUAGCUGUAGCUCGGGGACUAAAUUACUUCACAAAACUUAAUCUCCUUAUGACAAUGCCUUUCCGUCUUCUGCCUUUUUCUUUUCUUAUCUGCCAGUAAUUGUUUUUUGUUUUGUUUGCACAACCUUUCCUCAUUGCUCUGGAAGAACUACCAGAUGCAAACACAAACCAAAAGGAAUAUUAGACUUGGCUGGAGUGUCAAAUAUUUCUGUGAUUGGUUUUACUGGAUAAGAAAAAGCACAAUCUUUCAAAAUAAAUUGUUUAAAUACGAGAGGUUUAGAGAACUACAAACUCUCUGGUCAUAUAAAACUGAGGCUCCGCCUUCUUCCACAGUCACUUGUGAGUAUCAGCCUCCCUUUCAAGGCUCUUCUGGUGCUCUGACACUGACCCAGCAGUGGGGAGAAAGUGGGACACAGCAGCAGAGGAAGGAGAAGAAAAAGUGUGUGGAGGAUGAUGAUCCUGUGGACUUCUUUAUUGACUGUUUUCUGCUGGUGCUUCACUGAAGCAGAAAACACAAAGCUGGACAGGAUUGAGAGGUGUCAAACCACAUGUUCUCAGGGGCUAAGCUGCAGGACCAAAGGAGAAUAUUGGUUCCCUCCAGCAUGCCUGGAACCCUCUACGGAUCACCAGAACACUUCUGUGUUCCAAAACAUCAGUGUUUCGCCAGUGAUGAAGUGCGAGGGGAAGCAGAAGUGCAAGCUGAACCUUAGGGUCAAAGCAGUGUUAGAGCUAUCAGAGUUCAUUCAUGGUUUGUCCAUUUGCACCAUCAGUGCAGGGAUGAUGAGAAACUGCCAGAAGAUAAGUUUCACGAAGACAUCAAGAACAAAAAUGUCUGGACUGCAGGUGACAGUUGACAAUGAUUGUACGGAAGUCUCUCCAAGCCAACAAGUGCAUAUAACGGUGAAAACCAUACCUGAAUACUGCGGGAUAAUGUGGGCCAGCAACUAUCACACUCCAGGAUGCAUAAUGGAAGAUUUGAGAAGAAACGUCCCAGAAUGCAUCACUGGUAGGCUGUCUUACAUCACAAAUCCAGAGAUGAAGGAGCUGCGGAUUAACGUGUCAGACAUGCUUGAGAAUCACACCUACCACCUCCGGCUCUGCCAUAAGGAUUACAUUUGCGUCGGGACCGGAGCCAGCACACAGAUAAAGAAGGAACAACCUGUAAAGAGCGCCGUCCUCCGCUACUCCCAACCUUUGCCCUGCCUGUGCAUUGAGGGUUGGUCGGCAGUGGUGGAUGCCCCCAGGGUGCAAGUGUGUCCGUUCAAGGACCGUUUGGAGGAGCUGUGGUCUGGGAUAACCUUUGACCCGCUGGAGGAAGCUCUGCUGUGGGAGCCCGCCUGCCCCGUGACCGCCGAGGCCGGUCUGUGCGAGAAGAGGGAGGACGGGACCUGCGCGGAUCUUCCACAUUCCUCCCAGAUCGUCAGCAGGGGGAAGUUAAAGUUUGCUAAAGUGGAUCCACGCCCUCAACUGUGCAUGAAGUUCACUGCUGGCUCUCAGUCAUGGGUUCGGUGUCCCUUCGGUGAUGGAUUUAAAGCUUGGGACGUCGUCGUGACAAGCCGACAAGGGCACCAGGACGUCCAGCUGGUGUCGCAGGUUCCCGCCACUUUCUCAGUGGGCUUGUGUGGGAGGUCUGCAAACGCCACGUGCCAGGAGGACGCACGCAAUGUUGUGCGCGUGCUCAAUGCUACCAACCUAACCCUGACUGGGAGCGCAUGCAGCUCUUGUCUCCAGGUGAAGAGGCAGGAUGUGAACUACGCCGCCACUGUCGUCCACUGUUUCGAACAAUGCAGUCAAGAGUCUCAGGACUGGACCUGGAUUGUUCUUCCAGCAGCAGUUUGCCUCUCUGGUAUCAUAAUUGUCAACCUGGUGCUCCACUUGCUGCUAACAGUUUACCAAAGGAGGAAAAGGGAAAGAAAACUGAAGCAAACAGAUUCCACUCUCGACUCUGUAGCCUCAACAACGCAGACUCAACACGUUCUCAGAGGGAGCCUUUUCCUAACGGAUUCCCCUCAAUGCAGAAGCAACGAGAAAGUCAACUUGAUUUCCAAGUAACAGCAGACUGGAUUACAUUAUGAAAAGAUGUUACACAAUGAAAUAA